UGAAGAACACAGACAAGAUGCAGAAGACAGUCAUUCAGUGGGGUUUAUGGGCCCUAUUACUGUGGCCCCAGCAUCUUGCUGCAAGCACCCCACUAGACUGUAGAGAUGAUCAGGGCAACCUGAACCGAUGCACCUCAAUCUCCCAGGAGAAGCUUCUGGAGCGAGUCAUUCAUCAUGCUGAACUCAUCUACCGUGUCUCAGAAGAACUGUCCUCUUUGUUUGAGGAGUUGUUCAUCCCAUUUCCUUUUAGGCUGCAGAGUAAUCAGGCUGCCUAUUCAUGCAUCACCAAUGCCCUGCCCAUCCCUAAUUCCAAAAGUGAAGUCCAGCAAAUAUCUGACAAAUGGCUGCUUCAUUCCGUGCUGAUGCUCAUCCAGGCUUGGAUUGAGCCCUUGGUCUACCUACAGAUGACAAUGGAACGCUACGAUCACGCCCCUGACACGCUGCUCAACAAGACAAAGUGGGUGUCUGAGAAACUUAGCAGCCUGGAGCAAGGAGUUGUGGUUCUCAUUAAAAAGAUGCUGGAUGAGAACACACUGGCCACAGGUUACAGUGAACAAGAUGCAGUCCAGAAUGAUGUGCAGCCAGAGGUGCUGGAAUCUGUUAUGAGGGACUAUACUCUACUGAGUUGCUUCAAGAAAGAUGCCCAUAAGAUGGAGACUUUCCUCAAGCUACUCAAGUGUCGUCAAACUGACAAAUACAGCUGUGCAUAAAACAUGAAGUGGAGCUUUUAAAUAAUGCAGUAUUUGGCUUUAAAUGAAUUUCUUAGGUUGUUAGUGUGCACUUAAAGAUAUGACCAUGCCUUGGGCGCUUUAGCCUCGCUUGUAAUGCAGCACAUUUCUUAUUGAUUAUUUUGGAACACCUUCACACAAAAAUAAGUAGGUGUAAUGCUGUGCCCUUUUGUAACCAUGUGGUGCAUUUUUAGAUUUUUUUUUUCUAUCUCAGUUGUUAUUUUAACCUGGCACAGGCAAAAGAAGACUAACUCCCAAAAGACCAUUUGUAUGUCGAGCUGUCAAAAAAAAAAUCUACAUAUCCCACUAUUGAUUUCCAUUUCCUUUGUUCUUAACUAGAGUUGGUAUUCCUUGCUGGCUCUUGCAGUGUUUUGAUUAUACUCGUGGCCCCUGGAGUAUUAGUGUGCCUCCCUUGUUAAAUGGAGUGGGUUUCACUUCUGCAUAAGAAAAUGUACCGGUUUUGCUGAAGAAGAGAGUUAAAAAGAGCAUUCUCUCUCUCUCUCUGUUUCUCGCUCUCAAAAAUAUUAUCGUGAAAAUAAAUGACUAUAAAUUAACUAACCAGUAUAGCUAAAGAAAGCUAUGAUACUCUUCUACAACUAAAUGUGACUGAUGUCAUCACAUUUAUAAAAGACAAGUGUGAAGAUAUUCUGUUGUGUUUAAAUGUUCAGGGAAUUAGCCAUUUCAGUUUCUGCUGAUUUGUGCUUAUAUAUUUCAUGUAGAAUACAAACAACUAUAUCCUGGUGUGUGAAUAGAUUUUGUGCUGUCUGCAUUUUAGCUGUCACCUGCUGCUGGUGUUUGAAGCAAAUAAAGCAAGAACUAAAAAAAAAAAAGUGC
Molecule: messenger RNA, 1562 nt
Organism: Gambusia affinis (western mosquitofish)
Lineage: Eukaryota; Metazoa; Chordata; Actinopteri; Cyprinodontiformes; Poeciliidae
Gene: smtla
Product: somatolactin alpha
Exons: 5
Coding region: 18-710 (230 amino acids)
Biological process (GO): response to nutrient levels; positive regulation of growth; animal organ development
Cellular component (GO): extracellular region
Molecular function (GO): growth hormone activity; growth hormone receptor binding
Source: RefSeq, a predicted model, not a curated record